CAUCCCCUACCGACGAGAUCUCUGAACUACUUAUCUGAUUUAAACUUUUUCUAUCCUUAGAGUAAAAAAAACACUGAUUACGUACAUAUAUAUGGAUGAAACCCGCAAAUAUCCAAACCACAAAUUAAAUCCUCUUUAUUUGUUAAAGUUAUGCGUCGGAAAUGCUGAAUAAUUCCUGUUCACCUUUUAGAUCUAGCCGUUUAAAACGCACUUCUCAAUCUUGACCACAAGAUGGCGGCGUUCGCAGUUCUGGUCCAAUAAGGUGGGAUUUCACCCCCUCUUUCUUCUCAGCAUCAUCCUGCUCUCUCUUCCUAGGGAUGUAUCGGCGUGCCGUGCACCUGUUUCAUCUGUUGUUUGGGGUCUUCGGGCGGUGAAAUGCCCCGUUUUAACCCGUUUUGUCAGUAACCACACGAAAAGGCUUAACCGACCUCUUCGGUGGUAUCACAGCGGCUUUGAUACGGUGCCAUUUGGACAGCGGUGGAGGAUGUGUUGAUUUGUCUUUCCCGAGGUGCAGCAGUGAGACAGCAUCUUUGCCGGUGACACAUCGUUAUCACUACGAGUGGACGAGGAGAUUGCUCUCUUCAGUGUUCAGUAUUGACCCACUUAUCCCAGACACCUGGAGCUUCUACAGCUCAGACUGGGCCACUUCCCAGGUGGCAGUCGCUAGUAGCGUAAGCCCCGCAGGACACCAUGUCGGACAAAAGCGACCUAAAAGCUGAGCUUGAGCGCAAGAAGCAGCGCCUUGCCCAGAUCAGGGAGGAGAAGAAGAGGAAGGAGGAGGAGAGGAAGAAGAAAGAGGUAAGGAAAAAAACGGAAAGCCAGCAGAAGACCGAAGCGACCCCAGAAGAUUCAGAUUUAGAUCGCAAGCGUAGGGAGACUGAGGCCCUGCUGCAGAGUAUUGGAAUCUCACCAGAGCCUCCACUAGUCCCGACUCCUGUGUCCCCCUCCAAAUCAGUAAGCACACCCAGUGAGACGGGGAGCCAGGACUCGGCCGAUGGAGGAGCAGCAGGCAGGUCAGGUUUCUCUAAAAACAAGUCCCAAGCACAGACCUCAAGGACACUGCAGUGGGACACAGACCCCUCUGUGCUGCAGCUGCAGGCUGAUUCUGAGCUCGGGCGCAGGAUGCAAAGACUGGGGGCCUCUAAGAUCACACAAGUAGACUUCCUACCCAAAGAGGUCGUCUCUUACAGCAAGGAGACUCAGACACCAACCUGCACCCUGUCUGAAGUAGAGGAAGAAGAAGAAGAUGAAGAGUUGAUGGAAACGAAGCCGGGGCCAGAGUCGGAGCAACAGGAUGAGGACGACAACAGGGAAAGCAAAGAAGGCUCAUUUCCAGUGCUGCGGGAGCUGACCGAGGAGGAGAGGCAACAGAUCCUGCACUCCUCUGAGUUUCAGAGUUUUUUCGACUGCAGCAUCCGAGUGAUGGAGCGAGCUCUGGCUGAAGACAGCGAGAUCUUCUUCGAUUACAGUGGCCGAGACCUUGACGACAAAGAGGGAGACUUGGGCAGUGGCUCCAGUCUGUCCUUCAGUAGGCUCUUCUAUGACGAGCACUGGUCAAAACAUCGUGUGAUCACCUGCCUCGACUGGUCUCCUCAGUAUCCUGAGUUGCUGGUUGCCUCCUAUAACAAUAAUGAGGAUGCUCCACACGAACCAGAUGGCGUUGCUCUGGUGUGGAACAUCAAGUUUAAGAAGGCCACCCCAGAGUACAUCUUUCACUGUCAGUCUCCGGUGGUGUCUGUGGGCUUUGCCAGGUUUCAUCCCAACCUGGUGGUGGGGGGGACGUACUCAGGACAGAUAGUCCUGUGGGAUAAUCGCAGUCAUCGCCGGACCCCUGUCCAGAGGACCCCUCUGUCUGCUGCUGCACACACUCACCCAGUGUACUGCGUGAAUGUGGUCGGCACACAGAACGCCAACAACCUGAUCACCGUGUCCACAGAUGGCAGGAUGUGCUCCUGGAGUCUGGACAUGCUCUCCCAGCCUCAGGAGACCAUGGAACUGGUGUACAAUAAAUCCAAACCCGUGGCAGUGACAUGCAUGGCCUUCCCCACGGGAGACGUUAACAACUAUGUGGUCGGGAGCGAGGAGGGCACUGUGUACACUGCAUCCAGACAUGGCAGCAAGGCAGGUAUCUGUGAGAUGUUCGAGGGCCACCAGGGGCCCGUCACGGGCAUCAGCUGUCACAGCGCGGUGGGCACCGUCGACUUUUCCCACCUCUUUAUCACGUCCUCGUUCGACUGGACCGUCAAACUCUGGAGCACCAAGCACAACAAGCCUCUGUACUCGUUUGAAGACAACGCCGAUUAUGUGUAUGAUGUCAUGUGGUCGCCUGUGCACCCUGCCAUGUUUGCUGCCGUGGAUGGCAUGGGCCGCCUGGACCUGUGGAACCUCAACAAUGACACUGAGGGCCUGUUGCUGGACCUCAGCCCGAACCACACAACCAAACAUCCAAGACUUUUCCCUCCCAUCAACCCCUCCACCACCAGUCCUUCCACAUCCCUCCCAACACACACACAAUUCCAGAUUCCCCCGUGGGCGUUUCCCACAGACCUUGCUUUAAAUCAGACUUUGACAUCUCCUUAUCCCAGCUCCCACCCAGCCAUCCCGCUAACAUUUCUACAACCUCUCUCCAAUGUUCAGGGAACCUCAGGACCCCACAAACCCCGUCCCAUCAUCCUCCCACACAGUGUCCCUUCGAAGGGGAACACAGAUGUGCCGGAGACCACGAGCAAAGCCCCAACCCUCAGUCCACAGUUCCAUGAAAAUAAUAAUAAUAAAAAAAAGAAACUUCAGACCAGGGGUUGAGUUUCGCAAGGCUGUGGGGCAAGCAGUUAUUUUAAGAUGAGUGCAUUUAAGGCCACUGGAGGACACAUCAUAGUAUUAAACAGUUUGCAUGCAGUGUUAUACAGUGAGCAAAAUAAAAACACAACUUAUUUUUCUUUUAAAGGUCGCAUACGCUUACAAAAAGUGGAAUCAGGGGUUUUUUUUGUUUUGUGUUAACACACAUGUACAAAGAGAAACAGUGUAAAAGUAGGGACGCAUUGACUGAAAUUCUGGGCCAAUAUUGCCAUUGAUGUUUACAGAGCUUAUGGUUGGCAUAUAUUCUGGUACAGGUAAAUUGCAGAUUGAAGUCACCUGAGGUCUGUUUUCUUACCCCUCCCAAUUAAGUGCAUAAUCCUCACUCCGAUAUCUGAUAUAGGACAAACAUGUAUUAGUCAGCCAACAAACAUCAGAAACAUUCAAUUUGGACUGUAUGCGUUUAAUGGCUGGCGUUUUUCCACCAUGUUUCGGAUUCACCUUGGAGUCUUCCCCUAUCUGUGGAAUUCCAUUCAGUCAGUCCAUUGUUUACCUCAGCUGUCAGUGCCGGGUGAGAAGCCUCCAUCUUUAUUUACUCGGGAAGAUGCUGUAAAACUUUUUUGAAAGGAAUCCGAUAUGGGUCAGUGAAGCUCACUUCUGAAUGAUGACAAUGAUUCUGAGAUGAGCUGUUGAGGAUAUGCCAAAGUGUUGGUAGCGCUGCUGUUUUUGCUGCUGUUAGCUUGAUUCUAAUGCUUGAGGGAAAGUAAUCAAACUGUUUAUUAGAGGAAAAGUGUGAUUUUUAGGACACUUGAGCCUAACAUUAGCUGCGAUAAUGUUAGCUUAUAACCAGCUAUUGUUGUUGUCAGCUGUCCGGAGACGGGAGGGUCGCAUGUGUAAUCUGCUGACAAUAAGUAACUGGGAUAAUGUCAGGAAUAAAUCAGCCUAUUUAUGCACAUCUAGCGUGUAAGAGCCCCGAGUACAGUUCAGGAGAUGAGGCUUGAGAUGUUGGUAGCGUUGUCUCUUUCCUUUCCCUCCUUCUCUGAUAAUAAACCAUACGUAUGAUCCUUCAAAUCUUUACUCUGAAGAUGCAGGCACAAAUUCAAAUGUCCUUCCACGGACAUGAAUGGCCACGACUACUUCUUCUCCACAGCUUCCACAUAUGGAGUCAAUGUAUGUGGCCAGUCUCUAGCCACAUAUUUAUAACACUGUUAGUCAAAAGGGAGACGUCCUUCCCAGCUACUGUAUUCAAAUAUGAUGGGGGAACAUGGCGGUUUCCACAAUCCGCAAACCCACUCCUUUGUAUUUUUAAUGGAUUAAUUAUAAGUUUCUGAGCAUUAGUUUGUUGGAAGAUGUAAUUACAAACUAUUCUAUGUAUAUUUCAGAGUACAGUGUCCCUUUUUCCUUAUUAUGUAACAUCGCAAAUUUACCCACUGUACCUUUAAUCUAAGCUAUCUGUCAUGGCUGCAGCCUCAUAUUUAAUGGACAGAUGAGCAUCAAACUGUCGAGCUAAGAAGCAGAAUCCACAUAUCUUAAAAUCAUACUUUGUUACAACUCUGGGAGCAGAGUGGGCACCAAACCUUUGAUCACUCGGGUAAAAGUAGAGAUAAAAGGAUCCUCCUUUCUCCUUCUCUUUUGGUUUCCAUGGAGACAACACCUGCAGAUACUCUCCAUCCUCUCUCAUAAUGUUCUUUCGCUCUCAGCGUCUCAUUUUCUUCAGUCUACGUACAUAAAUAAAAUUGGAUUUGGUGUCACAUCUCUUCAUCUGCUAAGCCCGUCACUCUCAGCCACUGGAUCCAUCGGUAGCUGAGAGUCCUCCCUCUCUCUGCAGCGCAGAUGACAAGUUUCCCAGGGUUCCCUCAACAGCAGCCUUUUCACAGACAGAGGAAGAGUUCAUUAUCGGCGGCCUAACUCGACUAACAAUGUGCUUUAUGAGAAACAUUUGCUCAGACACACACACACAGGCGGAUGUAUCGAACACAUGCGCACACACUGCCUCGCGCGCAGUCUAAUAGCAACAGGCUUCCAUUGUUACCGUCAUAUUAAAAACACACAGUCAUAACGACAUUAACAGAGCUUGCGCGGUGCGCCUGGUUCUCAUUUCCAGUGCGCACACGUACGCGCACACAUGCACAACCAAUUUAGAUCGCUCAGUUCGGAUCCACCCGUGCAGCAUGCGGUUAGCGCUGCUUUUAAAUACGCAGAAGCUCGGUGUGUGAGGCGACAUGAUGCCAAGGCCUCUGUCUCCACCGGUGACAUAUGUCAGACUCGCCUGCCGCAUGUCAGGAGCAGUUCAUGUAGACUGCGCACGUGGCUUCAGGGGGUUCUGAAGGUGCAGCGUGAGCACUGCUGUUCACCCACAACAGCAAAGUGAGUUAUUACACUGUAAAUAUCCUGUUGUGUCUACAAGUUGUAAUUUGACAGCUUUGUUUUUCUUACCGUCUCGUAUAGCUGGAUAAAGUGGCCCUUUAUAAAUAGUAAAUUUGCUAAAUUAGACCAUAAUGGUAUAAUGCUUCCAUUUACCAAUAAACUAUAAAGGGAAUAGUUUAAACAGCGAUUAUGGUCGUAAAAAAUGAGGACCGAGAGGCAUGAUUUAUGCCUAAAUGUUUACUUCACUGUAUUUUCCUUUAAAAUCAAAGGAAUAUGAGAGGAAUUUAAGACUAAAUUACAAAGUCACUCAUUGACUUUUUUUCUUUUUUGAGGAAUAAAAUUCCCAAACACAAACAGCAGCUGUAACAGAAGCUGUUUGCUAAGUGCUCUGUUUAACACUCACGUUUCCAUAUUGCUGUUUAUUUGUUUCCUGUUGGUUCGACCUGUUCCUUACCACAAAAGCACGAUCCGAUAUCCCCGUGCUGGUGUCGAUCCUGGAUCAUCAAAACGAAUGUUGGUCCAAAGUUCAACAUUGCAACUGACCAAUCACAUUGUGAUGUCAGAGUUCACCAGCACACCAAACCCUCACCCUAACCGCAAUCAUAUCCUAACCUGACCUUAACCACCUCCUUUUAAAAAAAAUUUUCCUGAGUGAACAUCGGGAGGUUUUGGUCGCUUGCAGUGUUGAACCUGGAGCAACAUUAAUUUUGAUGAUCAGGAACAUAACCAAGACCAACUCGGGUAUAACAGACACACCUACGCGUUACACACCACAUUUUACACUCAGUUAUCCGUGAACUGUUUGAUUUGU
Molecule: messenger RNA, 5971 nt
Organism: Oreochromis niloticus (Nile tilapia)
Lineage: Eukaryota; Metazoa; Chordata; Actinopteri; Cichliformes; Cichlidae
Gene: dync1i1a
Product: dynein cytoplasmic 1 intermediate chain 1a
Exons: 18
Coding region: 691-2802 (703 amino acids)
Biological process (GO): transport along microtubule
Cellular component (GO): cytoplasmic dynein complex
Molecular function (GO): dynein heavy chain binding; dynein light chain binding
Source: RefSeq, a predicted model, not a curated record